Elephantulus edwardii (Cape elephant shrew) is the source of this 2112-nucleotide messenger RNA. RefSeq names its product meprin A, alpha (PABA peptide hydrolase) (gene MEP1A). NCBI's taxonomy places the organism in Eukaryota, Metazoa, Chordata, Mammalia, Macroscelidea, Macroscelididae. Gene Ontology annotation, cellular component: membrane. The transcript has 12 exons. The record is from RefSeq and is a predicted model, not a curated record. Bases 1 to 2112 code for a protein of 703 amino acids. Gene Ontology annotation, biological process: proteolysis. Gene Ontology annotation, molecular function: zinc ion binding; protein binding; metalloendopeptidase activity.
AUGUUCGAUGCAGGCUUGGACCUCUUUCAAGGGGACAUUCUUCUGAGGAACUCCAGAAAUGGCCUGAGAGAUCCGACCACCAGAUGGAAAUUCCCCAUUCCUUACAUUCUGGCUGAUAAUCUGGAGCUGAAUGCUAAAGGAGCCAUUCUCUAUGCCUUUGAAAUGUUCCGCCUCAAGUCCUGUGUGGAUUUCAAGCCUUAUGAAGGCGAGAAGUCAUAUAUCAUAUUUCAGAAGUUUGAUGGGUGCUGGUCAGAGGUUGGUGACCAACACGUGGGUCAGAAUCUGUCCAUUGGUGAACGAUGUGACUAUAAGGCCAUCAUUCAACAUGAAAUCCUGCAUGCUUUGGGAUUUUACCACGAGCAGUCAAGGACUGACCGAGAUGAUUAUGUAAACAUCUGGUGGGAUGAAAUUAUUCCAGGUUACCAGCACAACUUUAACACCUACGACGACAACUUCAUCACAGACCUCAACACACCCUAUGAUUAUGAGUCUUUGAUGCACUAUGAACCUUUCUCAUUCAACAAGAAUGCGAGUGCCCCUACCAUCACAGCCAAAAUCCCCGAGUUUAAUCCCAUCAUUGGACAACGCCUGGAUUUCAGCGACAUUGAUUUAAAAAGGCUGAACCGAAUGUAUAACUGCACCACAACUCACACACUUUUGGACCACUGUGCCUUUGAGAAGGCAAACAUCUGUGGCAUGAUUCAGGGUACGAGAGACGAUGCUGACUGGAAUCACCAGGACAGUACUCGGCUGGGACAAGGGGAUCACACCUUGGUGGGACGCUGCACAGGCGCCGGCUACUUCAUGCAUUUCAACACCAGCUCAGGGUCAGCAGAAGAGGCCGCUCUACUGGAGUCUCGGAUUCUUUACCCAAAGAGGACACAACAGUGCUUGCAGUUUUUCUACAAAAUGACAGGAAGCCCUUCAGAUAGACUCGUCAUCUGGGUCAAAAGAGAUGACAGCACAGGCAACGUUCGCAAGCUGGUCAAGGUGAAGACCUUCCAAGGAGAUGCUGAUCAAAAUUGGAAAAUUGCUCACGUGACGCUCAGAGAGGAAAAGAAGUUCCGCUACCUUUUCCAGGGCACGAAAGGUGACCCCCAGAACUCAAAUGGAGGCAUUUUCCUGGACGACAUCACUCUGACAGAAACGCCAUGCCCCACAGGGGUUUGGACAAUUAGGAACUUCUCCCAGGUCCUCCAGAGCACAGUUCAAGGAGACAGACUCUUGAGCCCUCGCUUCUAUAACUCCGAGGGAUAUGGCUUUGGAUUGACUUUAUAUCCUCAUGGCAGACUAAGCUCCAGUAGCUCUGAGUACACAGGAAUUGCUUUUCAUUUGUGCAGUGGGGAGAAUGAUGCUGUCCUGGAGUGGCCCGUUAUAAACAGACAGGUCAUAAUGACAAUGCUGGACCAGGAGCCUGAUGCUAGGAACAGGAUGUCUUCCAGCAUGGUGUUCACUACCUCCACAUCCCAGACAUCUACAGCACUAAACGGCUCUGUCAUCUGGGAGAGACCAUCUGUGGUUGGAUCCUACGACUCGAACUGUAAUUGUUUUAGGAGCAUCGACUGGGGUUGGGGCAGUGCCAUCUCCCACCAGAUGCUGAGAAGGAGGAGCUUCCUUAAAAAUGAUGACCUCAUCCUUUUAGUGGACUUUGAAGAUAUCACUCACCUGAACAAGACUGAAGUUCCUAUUAAAAGCACAAGGCUGAGCCCCCAAGGCCUUACGCUCCACAAUCAGAAACAGGGGGUCACAGAGAAGGAUGCACAAAAGCCCUUGUUACAAGAAGUCCCACCUAGCAGCCUGAGUCAGGGGCAGCCCAGUCGACAGAAGAGGUCUGUGGAAAACUCGGGUCUCGUGGACUCCCACAACCAGCCACAGUACUUCAGAGACCCAUGUGACCCGAACCCUUGUCAAAACGAGGGCAUCUGUGUGAAUGUGAAGGGGCGGGCGAGCUGCAGGUGCAUCUCCAGACAAGCCUUCGCCUACACUGGGGAGCUCUGCCAGGCCAGGCAGGUACACGGCAACACUGUGGGCCUGAUGAUUGGAGGCGUGGCUGGUGCUAUCAUCUUGACCUUCACCAUCCUCUCCAUCUUUUCCCAAAGGUCACGGCAGUGA